AUGGCAUCUCUACAAGAACGCCCACCACCGACCACCGCGUCAAUAGCCAUAGCAUGCGCAAUUAUCGGCGGAGUCACUGGCUACUUUUUGGGACAGGGAGCUUCGAUCGGCCUGUUCGGAGGCAGCUCGAGCCAGAAGCCAAGCCAUUCGAAAGAAAAGCUAGACGAGGAUGAGGACGAGGACGAGAGUUUAAGCGACGAGGACGAAGUAACAUCAGCCCAGAAGAACUUCAUGGCGAAAGAUGCACAUAUCAGGGAGGAAUGCAAGCUCGUUUUGGUUGUCAGGACAGAUUUGGGCAUGACGAAAGGCAAGAUUGGUGCACAGUGUGGCCAUGCAACUCUCGCCUGCUACAAAUACUUCCUCCGCAACUCCCCGGACUCGCCAAUCCUUCGUAAUUGGGAAAGAUAUGGACAGACGAAGGUUGCAGUGCAAGUCAGGAGCGAGGAGGAGCUAGAGAUACUGCAGGCCCAGGCAAUGAGCUUGGGGCUAUGCGCUCAAAUCAUACAUGAUGCGGGCAGGACACAGAUCGCGAGCGGCACUACCCAAGUACCGUCACUACACCCUCGAACGCUGCUCCCAUCAGUCACCGCCAUCAUGGAUAUCGUUUCCAUCGAAGAGGCGAACAAGAUUCGCGUGGCCAUGGGGAUGAAGCCGCUGCCAGUGCCAGGCGCUGCCGCCCCAGGACCUGUCUUCAAGGAGACCGACAACGGCGACGAUUCCGAAGACGACCCCGCAAGCACCAUCGAGACUCGCACAGCUGCGGCCUACGACAACUACCAGAAGCUGCAAGAGGAAGCCGCGGCGAAGAAGGAACGCGAUGCCAAAAAGGCCGCCAUCAAGAAGGCCCGGGACCAAGCUCAACGUUUUGCUGCGUUGGAGGGGAAAGGCCUUGCGGACGACGAUGAGGAACUUGAUACUAAGAGCUGGCUGCUCUCAUCAAAGAAACGGCAGAAGAAGAUCGAGAAGGCUAGGAAGCUCGCAGCAGAGCUGGAGGAGCGUGAGAAGCAGGCGUUAGCCGCUACUGAAUACACAGCUGCAGACCUCGCAGGUGUCAAAGUCGGACACGAGGUGAACGAGUUCGGCGAAGGCCAGGACGAGAUUUUAGUGCUAGCCGACGGUGCCGUGACUGACGACGAGGCCGAGGACAAGCUCGAGGCGGUGAAUCUCAAGGAGAAGGAGAGACUCAAGGAGAAGCUCGAUAGCAAGAAAAGGAAGCGGGUGUACGAUCCGAAUGAUCAAGACGAGGGCGAGAGCUCCGUGCUGGCCCAAUACGACGACGAGAUCUCAGGCAAGAAGAAGAAGGUGUUCACUCUCGACGGAAAAGGAAGGACGGUUGAAGAGGUCACUAUGGCAAACACAGACUCGUCAAAAUCGAAAAAGGGAGUGAGCAUUAGCUUGGAUAUUCUCAAGGAUGAAACGCCCAUCUCCGACUACAUGGAUCUCUCGAAAAUCAAAGUCAAGAAGCCUAAGAAGAAAAAGAAGGAGACUCGCAAGAAGGUGAUCGACGAAGAUGAUAUUUUCGCAGUCGCAGACGCAGCUCCACCCCCAAAUGACGUCGAGGAUGGUGCAAUGGAUAUCGAUACUCCGAACCAAGGAGCACUCGUUCCGCAGCGAAAGAAACCCUCCUUUGACGAUGCCUUCUUGGACGACGACGACCUUCAGGCUCAACUUGCCCUGCAGAGAAGGGCUGCUCUCAAGAAGCGCAAGAAGCUGCGUCCUGAAGACCUGGUCCGCCAAAUGGAAGAAGAAGCGUCAGCUACGCCUGAUGUUAUGGAGACCACGGAAGACGGCGAGGAUGAGCCUGGCCUUGUCCUCGACGAGACGUCCGAGUUCAUUGCCAACUUUCAGAAACCUGCGGAAGAAGAGGCUCGACCAGCUAAUGGACGCCUGUCGAUGAGCCCUGACUCCCCUGCGGCUGACGAUGAAAGUGACAUCGACAUGGAUGACGCAACCGUACUCCAAGAGGAAAGCUCCCGCACGCGCAGUGUGUCUGUAGACAUGCCAACGACUGGCCUGGACGAUGAAACGACGCUAGAUAAGGGUGUUGGUGCGGCUCUUACCCUUUUGAGGCAACGUGGUAUCGUGCAGGGUGGCGAUGCUGGAGGCCUUAACACUGCCACGCGUGAGCGCCAUCGCUUCUUGGCAGAAAAACAGAAGGCGGAGGAAGCUGCCGAGAGAAAGGCCAGAGAACAGCGAGACCAAGACAGGAAGUCUGGACGCCUGGAUCGGAUGACUGCUCAGGACAGGGAGGCCUAUGCUCGCUCAACGAAUCUAGCCCGUGAACAUGCGGAAGCACGGAAGCAGGCUGAGAUGUACAAGACCUACACGCCAACCUUCGAACUCAAGUACACCGAUGAGCACGGAAGGAACAUGGACCAGAAGGAAGCCUUCCGCCAUCUUUCCCACCAAUUUCACGGAAAGGGUUCUGGCAAGAUGAAGACGGAGAAGCAUCUCUCAAAGAUCGAAGCUGAGAAAAAGAGGUUGGCAGCUAGCACUUUGGAUUCCAGCCAGCACACGGGCAUGUCGAGUGCACAAGGUGUACAGGCGAAGAAGCACAAGCAAGCUGGCGUACGUUUGCAGUAA
This is a messenger RNA of Mytilinidion resinicola, 2583 nucleotides long. Its product is annotated as PTH2-domain-containing protein. Gene Ontology annotation, molecular function: peptidyl-tRNA hydrolase activity. Gene Ontology annotation, cellular component: U4/U6 x U5 tri-snRNP complex. The transcript has 3 exons. The coding region runs from base 1 to 2583 and encodes 860 amino acids. Lineage: Eukaryota; Fungi; Ascomycota; Dothideomycetes; Mytilinidiales; Mytilinidiaceae. Gene Ontology annotation, biological process: mRNA cis splicing, via spliceosome; maturation of 5S rRNA. The record is from RefSeq and is a predicted model, not a curated record.